Molecule: messenger RNA, 2658 nt
Organism: Fusarium vanettenii 77-13-4
Lineage: Eukaryota; Fungi; Ascomycota; Sordariomycetes; Hypocreales; Nectriaceae
Exons: 6
Coding region: 1-2658 (885 amino acids)
Source: RefSeq, a predicted model, not a curated record
AUGCCCUCUGACAACUACGACUUUGGCCAAGUCUUUCAAGCUGUCUACAUCGCCAAGCAGAAACCUGCUCCUCCUCCGGUCCCUGAAAGCAUGAAGGCAGUUCUUCAGAGUUACCCACCAUUGGGCCAGGUAACUCCUGUCCAAGGCCAAGACAUCACUUUGUCUGCUGUUCUGGAAAUACCCAAGUCUCGAGCUACUGAAGCUUGGGAGAUAUCUCUGUGGCAUUCACUAGAUGGCUCAGACUGGAAGGAUGCCCAUAUGUGCCCCGUUGAGGACGCUCUAGCCCCUCAAACUUUGCAGUCUAUACCCGAAUCUGUGUCUCGCUUCCACUUUACAUCGUCUCUCUCGUUUGACACCUCAGUGCGGUUUACUCUCAAGUUUCGGCAUAGUCCAGAUGUCGACUGGAGGUGGAUACGCGAUGAACAAGGCCUAGAUGAUGGCCUGAUCGUCAGUACUGCCGCUGGGGUCUCAUCUAACAAUCUAUCUGAUCUUAUACCUGAUCUCAAUUCUGAGGACUGGGUCAUCAAGUCGUGCCUAAGCCAGUCCCCCAGGACAUCCCUCUGGUCACUCGAAACCGUGAUCGCGCCAGCCCAGGGAGACGAUUCGAGCUAUAAAGAUAUUACUAUCGGUACUCCAUGGGGAUCUUUCGCGAGCAGGUGGUUUGCCCUUGUGCGACUUUGGUCACCUUGGCUAGCCCCUCGUCAUGGAAAGGCGCAAUUUUCCCUUGACAAUGACGGAAUUCUUUGUUGUUUUCUAAGCCCCCAGGGAAAAACCCUUGUCUUCCUUGCAGUCAGUGGUCUUAACCAUGUCUUGCCGGUCUUCCGACAAGGGUCCAAGGACCAACUUCAGGUUCAUGCUCGGAACGAUGGGCUUUCGGAAGAGAAAGCUACGAUACUCGUCUCAGAAAGCGAGGAUUUCGAGUGCGCUGUUGCUGCUGUCAUGUACCAUGCUAGAAAACUGGUAUCCCAAGCAGCACAGGCCAAUGUUGAACACGAGCAACAACUAUCUAACCUAGUCGACGACUUUAAGCCACAGUGGUUGGAGCAUUGGUUUGAUGGACUGGGCUUCUGUACAUGGAAUGCCCUCGGACAGCGACUUACAGAUCAAAAGAUAUUCAAUGCCAUAGACAAGUUGUCCGAAAACAACAUUAAUGUCUCGAGUCUCAUUAUUGAUGACAACUGGCAGUCAAUUGACUACCGUGGCCCAAGUCAGUUCCAAUACGGCUGGAAAGACUUUGAGGCAGAGCCCGAGGGAUUCCCCAAGGGGCUAAAAGCAACAGUAUCCCAUAUUCGAGAGAAACACCCUCAUAUUCAGCACAUUGCUGUGUGGCACGCCCUUCUCGGAUAUUGGGGCGGCAUCGCCCCAGACGGCAAGAUUGCAAAGACCUACAAGACCAUCGAGGUUGUCCGUGAUGAUGCUGAUCGUCGUAACCUACCCCUUGGUGGUAAGAUUACGGUUGUCGCUGAAGAGGAUGUCUCGAGGUUCUACAAUGACUUUUACAAAUUUCUUGUGGACUGUGGCAUUGAUGCCGUCAAGACGGACGCCCAAUUUAUGCUGGACACAUGGGUCGGCGCUUCUCCUCGGCGUGAUCUCAUCAACAAGUAUCUCGACACAUGGACCAUUGCAACUCUACGGCACUUUAGCGCCAAGGCGAUCUCUUGCAUGUCGCAGUUUCCACAGGCCUUGUUUCACUCUCAGAUGCCAACGAACCGGCCAACUAUCCUGGUGCGCAACUCGGACGACUUCUUCCCUGAGAUACCAGCCUCUCAUCCUUGGCACGUGUGGACAAACGCACAUAAUAGCAUUUUCAUGAAGUACCUCAAUGUACUUCCUGACUGGGACAUGUUCCAGACUGUGCACGAGUAUUCUGCCUUCCACGCCGCAGCUCGUUGUGUCAGCGGAGGCCCAAUCUAUAUCACAGAUGUUCCAGGUGAACAUGACAUGGACCUUAUCGACCAGAUGACUGGCCUCACUCCGCGGGGCAAGACAGUGAUAUUUAGGCCGAGCGUAUUGGGGAAGACAGUAUACCCCUAUAUGGGAUAUGAUGAUGACUCUCUGUUGAAGGUGGGAAGUUAUCAUGGGGCUUCACAAACUGGCAACCCUAUCCUGGCGAUAUUCAACGUCUCUUCACGACCAAUGACUGAUCUAAUUCCGCUAUCAAUCUUUCCGGGAGCUGAUCCCCGCGUUCAGUACGUGGUUCGUGCUCAUACUACAGGCAAGGUGUCUAGACCAGUUGCCAUCAAGGACCCAGGUUCUCUUCUCACUGGCUCGUUGCCUGUUAGAGGAUACGAAAUCUUCUCCGCCUUUCCUUUAACGAGUCUGUCUAGCAAGAAACAUGGUGACAUGUUGAUCGCGAACCUUGGGUUGCUGGGUAAGAUGGCUGGCGCAGCAGCAAUAUUUAUGAGCAGUGUAGAGGAGCGUGAGAACGGCCGCGUUAUGCUGGACACGCGAGUCAAGGCAUUCGGCGUUCUCGCCAUGACACUUGAUGGCGACUUUUUGAUCACGAUUCAAGAAAAGGUCAUCCCAGUGCACACGGUGGCCAUUUCGAAAGCUGACGAUCAUGUUCUCGAGAUCGACAUUGGCAAAGCAUGGAAGGAAAUGGGCCUUGAAAGUCGAUGGAGCAAUGACGUUGAAGUCAAGGUCUUUUUUAGCAUUUGA